This is a messenger RNA of Nezara viridula (southern green stink bug), 898 nucleotides long. The record is from the annotation of a GenBank genome assembly. NCBI's taxonomy places the organism in Eukaryota, Metazoa, Arthropoda, Insecta, Hemiptera, Pentatomidae.
AUGGGAAUAAAUGAAACCACCAGUGAAAUAAAAAGCAUCAAGCCUAGGGUAGACUUCGAAAUGGGAGGAAAGGGCAAAGGUCAGCUAAAAGAACUAAAAGUCCUGAAGACCUUUAAUCCAAAUAUCAAAGUACUUGUCAGUGUUGGAGGGUUAUCCGAAGGCUCAGUCAAGUUUUCCGAAAUGGCAAGAUCUUCUGCAAAGAGAACAGCUUUCGUCAACAGUCUUGACAUAAAAAGUGUAUUCGAUCCAGAAGGAUGGUUACUCACUGUCCACAUCACCGCAAAACGUUCUGUAAUAAAUCUAGGCUACGACUUGAGAUCUAUCUCGGAGAUAGUUGAUUACAUAAACCUAUCUGCCUUGGAAUAUCAUGGACCAUGGGAUAGGACUACAGGAAUCAUGGCUCCUUUGAGAUCUAAUAAUGAAAAUAAUGUUGAAUAUAUGGUUAAUUAUACCAUAUCUAAGAGAGCUAGCCCCAGUAAGAUAUUAUUGGGUCUUCCGACUUACGGCUUUUCUUAUAUCGUCGAGGAUGAAAUUAAAAGAGGUCAAUAUCUUGGAUUGAAUUCUGAUCAGACAUUUAAGUCAAAGUGGACAAACAAACGUGGAACGAAAUUAGUUAAUAAAUAUAAACUCGGAGGCAUCAUGUUGUGGUCAUUGGAUAUGGACGAUUUCCUUGGCCUAUGUCAUAAUCAAAAGUACCCCCUGCUUUCUGCCGUCACUGAAUAUCUUGAGCAACAAGACAACAGUUACAUACCAAAAAAAAAAGUUGUGGUCGAAACAUAUGGCAAAUGAAGUCUAAAUUCUUAAUGUCAAUGUCUUGACAAUCCCUAUAUGUUUUUAUAUGAUAUAUUUUUAUACGCUGCUUAAUUGUUAUUAAUUGAAUAAAUAUUUAAUGAAGAUA